GUACCUGCUGGUGGCGGUAAUGCUUUUCCCACCGCCAAUAAAAAUCAGGAAGAAGUAUGUUGUUACGCGCAGAUGUGUGUUUUUGGUCUGUUUUGUAUUUAAUAUACUCUUAAGUCCAUGGAGUCAGCGAGACCUGCUCUUUACGCAGCAGGCUCGUCAGCAGACAUGACGCGGAGCACAGAGGAGGACUCUCUGGUGGACGGACCACUGAUCUCCGCUGAUGCCCUCCAGUCUGCCAUGAGGAGAGAGUUUCAGUCCGUGACAACAGCCUGUCCUGCUGGUUUCCUGUCUCUAAUGCACGUUGUGUACGUGGCGCUGUCCUUUUGUGUGGGCGUGUUGUGCGUGCUGAAGUUCGGCCAGGAGGAGGUGUGCUCGCGGAUUUUGGGCAGCGUGCAGGGCGACAGGGUCAUCGUGUUCGGGAAGGUGUUCCUGUGGGUGCUGAUGCUGCUGCUCACCGUCUGGAUGCACCACCAGCACAGCCGCGCCCGCGGCCGGGGAUACCUGAGCUUCUACAGGCAGACGCAGAGGCUCAAGCAACUGCCGCUCGUCAUACAUUCAACAGGUAAUGUUCUGCUGCUGCUGCUCCUGGCGUUGAGGUUUCCUCAGACGAUCCACGCCUCUGUGAUGCUCAGCAUUCUGGGUGUUGAAGUUCUGGUGGCCGUGCCAUGCCUCCUUUACUACACAGUCAAAGUAAUGCAGUUCAACAGACAGCGAGCUGCACCAGACGUGAGCCAAGAGGAGCAUUCACACACAUACAGCGUCACAAGCCUGCCGACAGAGACCGGCUUCAGAGGCUUGUCCGGUCUGGAGGAGGUGGUGGAGAAGCAGGCCGACCUCAUAGAGUACCUGAAACAGCACAACACGUUACUGAGCAAGAGGCUGCUCAACCUCACCGCUCAGCACUGAGCUCACCCUGCUGAUGAAAGCCUCCAGCUCUCAGGAGGAAGAUCGCUCCACCGCUCUGAGAGGAGAGCCGAAGGAAUAAAGUGGAGCAAACACACCUGUUCACACACACCGAGCCGGCCGGCUCCACCGCCAAGGCCUCCGCACCCGAGAUGGACUGAUAACGCAGGAGGAAGAGGAAGAUGGAAGGUGAAGGGAGGAGAUGGAGUCGUGGGUCACAGAUCUGAGGUGACGGAGGUUUUUAUCUCUGCUCUACAAGCUUCACUGACCUCUGACCUCUGGUCUGUUCCUCUGAAAGCAACAGAGCAGUAAGAGCUUCUGCACAAAGGACAGAGAGGUUAUCAUCUACCUGGGUCAACAUGCACUGUUUAUCGCUCGCAUUACUUUUCUUACAUGUUUUGUCGUUAAGUCUGUGAAUCAAUAAAAUCUUUGAUUUUUCUUA
Molecule: messenger RNA, 1345 nt
Organism: Gambusia affinis (western mosquitofish)
Lineage: Eukaryota; Metazoa; Chordata; Actinopteri; Cyprinodontiformes; Poeciliidae
Gene: tmem192
Product: transmembrane protein 192
Exons: 6
Coding region: 118-906 (262 amino acids)
Cellular component (GO): late endosome; lysosomal membrane
Source: RefSeq, a predicted model, not a curated record